UGUUUCCAAGAGUCUCAGUUGUGAAGGACAUUGGGGAUUUAACAAGCACCUGAAGCAUCCAGGCAUGCUGGUCGCACUCCGUCGUAGUACUUCCUAUAGCACUGGCAGUAUUGCUAGGUCAAAUUUCCAAACUUCAGGUUUUGGGAUGGGGCUGAAUGGUGUCGCUAGCUCGGGUCAAUCCAUCUGUGGUGACUAUGGUACUAAUUUAGAUUUUUCAUCCUCAUCUUUUCCCUCUUAUGAGUUCUCAGUAUUUGGCAAUGAAAAGUUGGCUAUGCAGAAUCUUAACAGCCGUCUGGCAUCGUACCUGGAGAAGGUGCUCUCUUUGGAAACUGCCAAUCUAAAGCUUGAGCAGAAAAUAAAGGAGUUUUAUGAAAGCAGAACCCCCAGUAGCAGGAAAGAUCUGAGUAAAUACUACAGCAUCAUUGAAGACCUCCAGAAACAGAUUACUUCUAGGGCCAAAGAAAAACACCAGGUUUUCAUAAAGUUGGACAAUGCUAAUCUAACAGCUUCUGACUUUAAGAUGAAGUUUGAGUGUGAGAAGAACCUGCGUUUGACUGUAGAAGCAGACCUGACUCGUCUGCGCAUGGUUGUAGGGGAGACUGAGAUGGCAACCAAAGACCUACAACUCCAGAUGUCUGGGCUAAAAGAAGAACUGAUCUUCCUCAAGAAGAACCAUGAGGAGGAACUGCACAUGGUUCGCACCCAACAGAGCGGCGCAGUGAAUGUGCAAGUAGACUGCGCUCCAGCAGUAAACCUCAAUAAAGAGCUGGAGGAGAUGCGAGAGCAAUAUGAGGCACUCGUCCUAAAGAACCACAAAACACUUGAGCAGUGGUUCCAGAGCAAGGUAAAGAAUUUGAACAGUGAAGUGCUUAAAAGCCACACUGAGAUCACAAGUUCCCAAACAACCUUCAAUGACCUGAAGAAAACCUACCAGACCCUGGAGAUAGAAAUAAAAGGGAUUCACGCACAGAUUCAAAUCCUACAGAAGGAUCUGGUUCAGGUGGGGACACGAUACAGUGAGCAGCUAUCGCAGCUGCAGUUGCACAUAGACCGACUACAGACGGAGCUGCAGCAGAUCACCGCCAACAUGCAACACCAGGCCAUGGAGUACCAGCUGCUGCUGGACAUCAAGAUGAGGCUGGAGUUGGAGAUCGCUGAAUACCGGAGGCUGUUAGAGGGAGAAGGAUAUUGCAACCAAGAAUUUGAAGCAUCCAGGAUAACGACUGAGUCCAAGACGGUGACCAAAACAGUUGUGGAGGAGAAGCAAGAGACGCAAGAGGUGCAAGUGAAGGAAGAGGAACAUCAUCUCCACCAGAGACGGGUGAAGGUUAUCACGGAGGAGCUUGUGAAUGGAGUAGUUGUGUCCAGUACCACAGAUGAAGAAGUGCAGGAUUUGUCCAACUGAACAGAAAAUUCAACAGUCUAAUGUUGCCAUGCAUUUAAUUAUAACAAUAUGUAUCUACAGUCACUGAGCAAACUACUAAUGCAAACAUUUGGGGCAUUUGGAAUACAGCAGAGAUUCAUUGACAGCUGAACAUUUGUGUGGUGGUGCUUAUUAUAAAUGGUGUUGAGUGAAUGGCUUUGGGGUAUGAGGUAACAUAUUUUCAUGAUAUGCAUUGAUAUACGCAUUGUUUAGCCACUAGGUGUCAUGUUUAUCAAACUCAUCUGUGUUAGCGAUUCAUAUCAAGUGGAGCGUGCUGCCUACUAUAAUGAAAAAUAUAAUAUUCACAGACAUUUGCUUUGCUUUCAAAUGAUUCUGUUACAAUAAAAUGAAUUGUGCAAA
Molecule: messenger RNA, 1783 nt
Organism: Pangasianodon hypophthalmus (striped catfish)
Lineage: Eukaryota; Metazoa; Chordata; Actinopteri; Siluriformes; Pangasiidae
Gene: krt99
Product: keratin 99
Exons: 9
Coding region: 65-1405 (446 amino acids)
Molecular function (GO): structural molecule activity
Source: RefSeq, a predicted model, not a curated record